This is a messenger RNA of Rosa chinensis, 1303 nucleotides long. RefSeq names its product E3 ubiquitin-protein ligase ARIH2. Lineage: Eukaryota; Viridiplantae; Streptophyta; Magnoliopsida; Rosales; Rosaceae. Gene Ontology annotation, molecular function: zinc ion binding; ubiquitin conjugating enzyme binding; ubiquitin protein ligase activity. The transcript is spliced from 2 exons. The record is from RefSeq and is a predicted model, not a curated record. Bases 148 to 1089 code for a protein of 313 amino acids. Gene Ontology annotation, biological process: ubiquitin-dependent protein catabolic process; protein polyubiquitination; positive regulation of proteasomal ubiquitin-dependent protein catabolic process. Gene Ontology annotation, cellular component: cytoplasm; ubiquitin ligase complex.
CUUCCUAGAUAAGUUUGUUAUUAAGGUCCUGCGAAUAAAGUAUACGCGAUUACGCGACUUCCUUUUCGGAGAUGAGUUUUUCUAUAUGUACCAUUUCUCAUAAUUAACUUCCCUUAUCGAAGAUCAAAAGUCGAGACUUGAAGGGUCAUGGCACAAGAGCAGUCUGCUGUCUCAGCCUCUGCUCUUCUUCUUGAUCUGGAUGAUACCUCCUUGUCAGCACUGAUUCAUCAUGACAUCGAUGAUCAUGAAGAUGAGAUUCACAUCGAUCCAACGAUGAUAUCAGAUGCCAAAUACGCAGAAGAAUUGCAGCUCCAAGAGGCUAUAAUGGCGUCUUCUGCCUUCAUUUCCCAAAACAUAAGCAACAUCGCGUCGUGUUCCUCAUCAAGUCUGACAAUCCAAGCAGCCCAAGCAGUCCCAUCCAGUGCAACCCAUGAAGUCCUUGACCCAGAAACCCAAACCCUAUGUGGGAUUUGCGUUGAAGUCAAAGAGAAUAACCAGAUGUUCUCAAAUGAAAGCUGUGCUCACUCCUUCUGCUCAGAUUGCAUAACCAGACAAGUAGCCGCGAAACUGGACGAGAGCUUUCACAUUGUUUCCUGCCCCGGAUUGGAUUGCAAAGCGGUCCUCAAAUUUGAGGAUUGUACCCCAAUUCUCCCCAAAUUGGUCCUCGAAAGGUGGAAUGGUGCCCUUUGUGAAGCUCUGUUCGUGGGGUCGCAGAAACUCUACUGCCCUUUCAGUGAUUGCUCAAUGGUUUUGGUGAUCGAGAACGAAGGGGAGGCAGUGAGAGAGUCAGAGUGCCCUGCUUGCCAUAGACUGUUCUGCGCCGGAUGUCAGGUUCCGUGGCAUUCCGGGGUUGAUUGUGAGGAGUUUCAGAUGCUUAACGAGGACGAGAGAGGGAGGGAAGAUCUUAUGGUCAAUCAGCUUGCAAAGGAGAAGAAGUGGAAGAGGUGCCCCAGGUGCCACUUUUAUGUGGAGAAGACUCAAGGUUGUUUGCACAUUUCUUGCAGGUGCCAAUUUCAGUUCUGUUAUGGUUGUGGAGCAGAAUGGACAAGUAACCAUGGUGGGUGCCAGUCUCAGUGCAACAGAAAUUAAUGGAUGGAUGAGGAGGCAGCCACUAUAUAGUUAUGUUUCUUUUGGCCUCUAUAGUCAUAGUUUGUGUUGCUUUAGAACGCUCAUGUGAGUUCAUAUGAUCAACAAAAAUGCACAUAUAGUUGUGCAAGUAGAUCGUUGUUGAUAAUAUCUUUCAACAACUUGAUUGUAUGAAUUUAAAGCUCGAGCAACUAAUUUAUCGUUUUAUGGACUUUUA